AAGUGGUCCACGCGCAGCCACAGCCAAGCGCCAAGCCGCUGGAAUCCAGAGAAAGCCAAAGCUGAUUUCCAUUCCAGCUAAUGUGGGUGCUGGUCGUGCUGGUAGAUUGAUUGACAGGCAUUGAAUAUGAGUAGCUAAUGCACAUGCAUGCUGGUGCUAGGUGGUGUUUCAAGGAAUUCUUCCAUUCUGACGAUAUGCGUUGUGCAAAGUAGCUACACAAGCACCCGACAUGUUUCUGAGACAAGAACUUGUAUUACAUUGUUUCCCAAGUAAACAACACGCUUUGGAAAGAUGAGCACUGCGGAGAUGGAACAACAAGCUCCAGCGCUGACUGCGCCGAAUAAGGCAGCUCCAGAAGACUCCAUUAACCCCGAGGAGCUUGAACUGUUGACUCCCCCAUCCAGUUCCAUUCAGGUUACAGUACCAGAAACUGUACCGGAAGCUUCACAGAAGCCUCUUCGUCCUAAAAGGACGAGCAAACGAAAGAGUCACAAAAAGAAACGAAGUGGCAGCGAGGUGCAGUCGGUCACCACAAAUUCACCAAGCUCAUCGACGGUGAACGAUGAAACAGUGAUAUCAGAUGUAUGUUCAUCACCUGUAGAAUCAACAAUUCAGGAAGCGUCUCGCUCCGAUGACGUAGAAGUUCCAACUGUUCUCGUGGACCCUGGAAUACCCGCAACAAGUGCAGCUUCACUCGAUGAACAGAUUCUUGAAGUUCUACGUGACAUCGUUCGCAAAUGCAGCGUCCAAGAUGCAGGGAAGAGGCCAUCAGCGGCAGAAGUCUACUCCACUUUGGAAAAGUACCUCUGAUAGCAGAAAUAGAAGGACCCUGGCGUAGAUUUUUAAUUAAGCGAUGUUUGUGUGUAUUAUAGACAUGUAGUGUAAAUAUACUAUACAGCAUGUGUUCUCAAAUGGCAUGUUCAUGGUGGGAAAAUUGUGCCAUACUUCCAAUUAAAGCAUACUUGACAAUUACCGUAUUUUCACGCGUAUUAGCCGCACCGCAGAUAAGCCGCAGGGCUCGUUUUUAUAUACAUUUUGAAAAUGUUUUUGCAGAUAAGCCGCACUCGCAGAUAAGCCGCGGGCAAUACGAGACGACUGAUUUGUGCGACAAAGGAGACCAUAGAGAAGGCCAUAAGCCCUGUGGUCCAUACUCCGGGAUCGGCACAGUGUACAACAGAGGAGGUCAGUUCUGGAGUUCUACCAAGAUCGGAUUGUGCCCUUGUCGGGUGUUUUCGUGGACUGAUGGGUCAAUGAUCUACCAGAAGACGUGAAUCACUGUCACCACUUUCCUUAAAGCUGCUUGGGGGAAUGCACCAGGAAGAUCAAUCUACUCGAAUGUGGACCCGUCCCUGUUACGCACUGUUCGUGCAUCGGCAGGGCUGCAUCGUGCUGUUCCAGAGACACUGUCGGCCCUUUCGUUAAAAUCGGCGUAUGGGGAAAAUACCAGGAAAAAAUAGUCAUCAGAUAAGCCGCACCGGUGGAUAAGCCGCAGGGCGCCCGUGAGAAAAAAAAAUCGCGCAUAAGCCGCGGCUAAUACGCGUGAAAAUACGGUAGUCAUAAAACUUGAGAUUUGGUAUAGAACAAGCUUAUCUAGCAAACUCUGUCGUGCAGCAAUAAAUGCUGUAAACAAGGUAGUCCGGCAGCCCUUGGAGUAGUUUUAUACCUGUCCUGCAACAAGUGUUCAGAUGUUCAUGAACUCCUUCAUGAACAUGUUUACUCAUACGCAGUGUGGUGAUGUUCACGUACCUUGAUCUUAGCACAAGGGACUUGUGCUCAUUGAUGAUCCUCCCGUGUACGACCACAUACGAGUACGAGUGAGCGUGCAAGCAGGAACCAAUGCAUUUCGGUACCAGACUUCAUUUGUAAAUUAACACAGUUUAGAGGCACAGAACAGUAACGGAGCACAGAUAAACGGGUACUACCGGAUUUAACCCUAAAGCACAAGGCCCUAAACAUACCGUAUUUACUCGCGUAAUUUUCGCACCCCCACUUUUUCACUUAAAAAGUUGUGAAAAUAAAAACUCGCUUAAUUUGCGCACUCCUACUUUCGUGCGCAGCAGAGGUCGUUCCCCCCCUGACGCUCUCGCGUCACGGAGCGCAUGCUGCUCCUUCUUUUGAAAAAGGAGGGUUAUCCUCACCACGAAUUCCCUACAUCAUGUUGCGUAAUACAAGCAAUGACUCUUGCUUGGUGGAGGAGAUAAGAUCAAAGGGAUUACCCGGUAUGGAAUCUUAUCUCUGUUUUGACCUUUUAUCCCCUCACUACAAUAAAGCUGUGUGACAUCGCGCUGGCUUAGGAAAGAACGAUCAGAACACGUGGAGGGAACAUAUCAGGAAAACUUCUGGCGGCAACAUACGCGUCAGCAUUCCGCAAGCUGGCUUCACCUAACGCACGCGUGCUUUAGGAGAAGCUCGCUUUAGAAAAAGCGUGGAAAGCACGUGCUGGGCCUUUUUGAAUCAACUCGCAAAUUUUUACAGCAUUGGCCAAAAACGAAGAGAGAAAAUCCUUACGACCGACUCCUUUCACUGACAGUUAUAGAAAAUGAACAGUCACUGUCUAUUUUCUUGCCUAAAUUUUUAUUUUGGUGUAAUUUUUUUAAUACGAAUUUCGGACUAUACGAAGGUCUUCCGCUACCCCGUGAGAUUUUUAUCACCGAGAUUGUAUUGUAUUAUUCACCUAAAGGAACAUCUUUUAAGAUUUUGCACAUUUUUCAAGUCGGCUCGUUAAUGCCUCGCGUAAUUUGCGCACCCCCAACCUUCGCGUCAUUUUUCGGUAAAAAAGGUGCGCAAAUUAUGCGAGUAAAUACGGUAAUCCCUAAAGGAAGUGAUAACAACGAGGACACAGAAAUGGUUGUGCUUCAUUAUACCCAUGUGCAGGAUGCAGUAAGUUGCAUUACUUGUAUUCGUUGUGUAGCCCACAAUAAAUAAACCCAACCACAAUUUC
Ornithodoros turicata is the source of this 2941-nucleotide messenger RNA. RefSeq lists its product as uncharacterized. The record is from RefSeq and is a predicted model, not a curated record. Lineage: Eukaryota; Metazoa; Arthropoda; Arachnida; Ixodida; Argasidae. The transcript has 6 exons. Bases 292 to 810 code for a protein of 172 amino acids.